GCACAGUAGAGAUAACAUCAGCUGGCUAUUAUCUGGACAGGGCUGCAGCUAGAAGCACUAUCACUGACUUAAAUUGCUUAGGAAUUAAGUGGAACAUAGAACUGUUUGUGUAUAUGAGGUAAAGUUAGAUUAUUUUGGUAAUGCUGUAGGGGAGAUGAGCAUUGCAACUGCAUGUUAAAUUUUAGCUAUUCAGUUAGUAGAUCAUUCACUGUUGCAAUAUACAGUACAGGAAUGGAUGUAGGGUUUUGGGCAGGAACACACUGCUUAUACAGUGAUCAUAAGAUCAUUGAGGAAUCAGAGCGAACAGAGUGUGCAUGUCUCCUGUAGAACCAGAGGUAAGAGAAAAGAAGCUUUAUGAUUAAGGGCCAUUGUUCAUACCAUUAUGAAGCUGCAGCUUGAUUGGUCAAGCACUGAGGGGAGGCAUAUCCUUGAUAAGGAAUUGUAGCUGCAGGGAAAUUUCACUUGUUUCUUUGGAUGGGAUUUUUUGGGCAUAUUUAUCAAACUGAGAGUCGGCUUCUGUUGAACUGUGGUAAGCUUGGAGGCAUAGCUUGUCAAGGUAAUUUUGGAGGCAUAGCUUGUCAAGGUAAUUUUGGAAGCAGAGCUUGUCAAGGUAAUUUUGGAGGCAGAGCUUGUCAAGGUAAUUUUGGAGGCAGAGCUUGUCAAGGUAAUUGUGGAGGCAUAGCAGCCUGUCAAGGUAAUUUUGGAGGCAUAGCUUGUCAAGGUAAUUUUGGAAGCAGAGCUUGUCAAGGUAAUUUUGGAGGCAGAGCUUGUCAAGGUAAUUUUGGAGGCAGAGCUUGUCAAGGUAAUUGUGGAGGCAUAGCAGCCUGUCAAGGUAAUUUUGGAGGCAGAGCUUGUCAAGGUAAUUUUGGAGGCAUAGCAGACUGUCAAGGUAAUUUUGGAGGCAUAGCUUGUCAAGGUAAUUUUGGAGGCAGAGCUUGUCAAGGUAAUUUUGGAGGCAUAGCAGCCUGUCAAGGUAAUUGUGGAGGCAUAGCAGCCUGUCAAGGUAAUUUUGGAGGCAUAGCAGACUGUCAAGGUAAUUGUGGAGGCAUAGCAGCCUGUCAAGGUAAUUGUGGAGGCAUAGCAGCCUGUCAAGGUAAUUGUGGAGGCAUAGCAGCCUGUCAAGGUAAUUUUGGAGGCAUAGCAGACUGUCAAGGUAAUUUUGGAGGCAUAGCUUGUCAAGGUAAUUUUGGAGGCAGAGCUUGUCAAGGUAAUUUUGGAGGCAUAGCAGCCUGUCAAGGUAAUUUUGGAGGCAUAGCAGACUGUCAAGGUAAUUGUGGAGGCAUAGCAGCCUGUCAAGGUAAUUGUGGAGGCAUAGCAGCCUGUCAAGGUAAUUGUGGAGGCAUAGCAGCCUGUCAAGGUAAUUUUGGAGGCAUAGCAGACUGUCAAGGUAAUUUUGGAGGCAUAGCUUGUCAAGGUAAUUUUGGAGGCAGAGCUUGUCAAGGUAAUUGUGGAGGCAUAGCAGCCUGUCAAGGUAAUUUUGGAGGCAUAGCAGCCUGUCAAGGUAAUUUUGGAGGCAUAGCAGACUGUCAAGGUAAUUGUGGAGGCAUAGCAGCCUGUCAAGGUAAUUGUGGAGGCAUAGCAGCCUGUCAAGGUAAUUGUGGAGGCAUAGCAGCCUGUCAAGGUAAUUUUGGAGGCAUAGCUUGUCAAGGUAAUUUUGGAGGCAUAGCUUGUCAAGAAGGGGAUCAGUGCUUCCAUGGUGUUGCUCUCUAUUAGGCAGUCAUGGAGUGAGAAGGCUUGUUACAGGGUUAGCAAUAGCCACCCUUAAUAUGGCACACCUUAAAUGAAUUCUGUUUGGCUGCCAUCAAAUAUGUGCAAAUCUGAGUCGUAUUUCAUAUAUGUCCCCCCUUGGUAUAAGGUCAGUUUUAAUGAGUAUCUGAGCCAGGUAAGACUGUGGUCCCUCAAUAUAAUGGCUACAACCAUAAAAGUUUACUUGAUAGCCUGUAUUAAGUCUAGUCAACAUGGGUGUUGCUGACCUUAAAAAAAUGAAAUUAAAAGUGAAUUGCAAGACCGUACAGUAGGCAAGCAAUAUAGAACACCUUAGGUUUUAAAGCUUAGCAAAUCCCUUGCAGCACAGCAUACCCAGUGGUACUAUACAAGCCAGUAAUGACCUUGUGAGUUUUUAGCUCAUAGCUCACAAACAAAGAUCAUGGAAUCAUUAUAAAAAUAUGCCUGUACAAUCUAAAGGUGCAUAUUCCACUUUUAAGAUGCUAUAGUUGUCACCUACGAAAAAAACUGGUGCAACCUGUCAUAUUUUUUUGUACCCACAAUGCAACAUUUGUUCCCAGAAUGCCAACAUGAUUGUGGCUUCUCAAAAUUGUGUGCCAGAUACCUAAGGCAAAAUAGUUGCACUGUAACUUGUGCCUGUGAAGGAGGGAGGUGGCAUAUGGAUGGGACAUGUGUAUACAAUAAUGUACCCUUCAGUCAUAUGUGAUUCAAGCACUUAUAAGAAGAAGAGCAAGGCUCUACGUACUGCUUUGUCAAGUAGGAAGGGCUACAGGGCUACUUUGCAGCACAGUACAUGAGUACGCAGCACUUUGCCCUUUGUACUAUAUGCACUUAAAUAGGUCCAAACAGUAUACUGGUGUAUGGGACUAGUAGUAU
Molecule: messenger RNA, 2601 nt
Organism: Xenopus tropicalis (tropical clawed frog)
Lineage: Eukaryota; Metazoa; Chordata; Amphibia; Anura; Pipidae
Product: circumsporozoite protein-like
Exons: 2
Coding region: 475-1713 (412 amino acids)
Source: RefSeq, a predicted model, not a curated record